Molecule: messenger RNA, 396 nt
Organism: Brenthis ino (lesser marbled fritillary)
Lineage: Eukaryota; Metazoa; Arthropoda; Insecta; Lepidoptera; Nymphalidae
Source: the annotation of a GenBank genome assembly
AUGCCUGAUGGUCAGUCAAAUCACCUAAACCUCUUUAAUUCGCGGCCGCAACCGAAAAAGAAACGAAAAUCAAGAACAGCAUUCACAAAUCAUCAAAUCUUUGAACUUGAGAAACGAUUUCUUUAUCAGAAGUACCUGUCUCCAGCGGAUAGAGACGAGAUAGCGAGCUCUCUUGGACUGUCUAACGCUCAGGUCAUCACAUGGUUCCAAAAUAGGCGAGCAAAACUCAAGCGAGAUAUGGAGGAACUAAAAAAAGAUGUCGAAAGUGCUAAAGUACUAUCCGCCCAUAAAAGCUUCCUUGAAAACGUCACAGAUUUGGGAAUUCUAAAGAAAAAAGCUAUGAGCAUAGGCGCGAGUGAGGAAGCUGCGACAAAUCUCGUAGUGAAUGCGUCGAAA